AUCUGUACGUGCAAAUUGUGCUACAUUAACAAAUUACAUGUUGGCAAAAAAGGACAGCCUCCUCAAAAUUUUUCCCAAAGUGUGCAUCAAAUUAGUGCGAAAAAUGUAAAAGCGAGUGGAACAAAAGGAAGAAAUUGGGAUAAAUUAAAUCUCACAAAAUUGAAUGACGAUAGUGGGUUAUCGCCCAGUUUGGGGAAAUGCGAUGCGGUGGACGGAGGAAGGCGCUGCGCUGAAGAAACCCACAAGGUAUCAUACAAUCUGUCAUGCAUGCUGUCUAGCAGAUCCCCCGGGCACUGUUAUCAUCCCGCUGGGGAAAAAACGGUUAUCUACGUUACAAAUGCGUUAAUUGGGCCUAACCGCUUCGUGAACAAAUAUUCAUUUUUUAAAAGUCACAAUGGGGAGUAUCAGCCCUUCCCCAGUGAGGGAUGCAUUCAUAAGAGGCGCACACAGUUGUCGCAGUGGACAAAUAUCCUCCUCCAUAACGUGUUUCAAAACGAAACGGUGAAUUUGCACCUACAUAACGUGUUUUUAGAAAUAAUUCGCACGGUGCAAAGUACACUAAGGAGUAAAAUAUUUUAUGUAGACGUUAAGGAAGAGUUGCGCAAAAGGAAAAAUACCAUUAUGGAUAUACUGCACCAAAUUUAUGCACUAAAAAAUAGGAGAAACAUACUGAGGAGUGAUAAGAACCCAGAAAAGGGCAAGACAAAGCUUCGAAUUUUAUUCAUCGGGAGUAACGAGUUCAGUUUGUUGUGCUUUAAAUUGAUCAUGUUAAUCAUAAAGUAUGUAAGAAAUGAUAUAGUGUUAGAUCACGUUAUUACCAAGAGCCCCAGAAAAAAAGGAAGACAUUUAAAAUUAAAAAAAUCGCACAUAGAGGAGGAAGCAGAGAAAGACAAAAUAAAAAUUUUUUAUUAUGAUAAAAUAAGGAAUGACACAUAUUUGCUAAAAAAUAAAACCUUCGAUUUGUGCAUUUCUGCAUCGUUUGGAGAAAUAUUUAAUGCCUCCUUUUUUAAGAACAUUGCUGCCAAUGUGUACACCUUGCACCCAAGCUUACUACCACUCUACCGGGGUGCAUCCCCCAUUCAGAGAAGUUUAUUAAAUAAUGAAUCCCUUUUUGGUUACUCUAUAUUUCUCACCAAUUUGCGCAUCGAUGCGGGACCCCCUUUGAUAAGAAGUCCGCUUAUAUUUGAUCAAGAUUUCAAUUUUAACGACAUAAUUACGAUAUUGUUCACCUUGGGGACAUUGCAUUUGAUGAGCCAUAUUUUCUUCCUCGCCAAUUACAAAUUGGGUAGCCCCGACGGGGAGUUACAACCCAGGGGGGAAUCUCCUACCCCUUCAACCGUCUCUACACAUAAUAAUUACAAUCAGUUACACCUUCACCAUUUGCUAUAUGAUGAGGAAAAUAUUAUCACUCCACAUAACGUCAAAAUGAGUCAGUCCAUGCUGCAUAGAGACACUGGUCAGGAUAUAAUGAAUCACGGUUGGCUGAGAAAUUAUUUCAUGCUCUCUUCGACCCAUAAAAAUAAUAGCUACGCACCGAAAAUAAAAAGUGAAGAAAGGUAUGUCUGUUUUUUUUGUUCAACCGGCCUGCACAUUCAUAAUAAAGUGAGGGGGUUUAUAAACUGGCCCAAGGUGGAAUGUACCUUUUUCCUCGUCCACAAGGGUGGCCUCAAGGCCAUGGAGGUGAAAUUAAUUAAAACGUCCCACGACUCGGGAGACCAUAGCAGCCGCCACCAUCACCACCAAUUUAAACACUUCGACGUUGUUCAGAGCCACAAGUGCUUCGAUGGCAUCCCGCGCAAAAUGGCAAUUUUUAAUAGAGGGGCCAUAAACAUUCUCUGCAAGGACAAUAGCCUGCUAAAAAUUUACAAAUUGCAGCGGAAAAACAAACAAAUUAUGGACGCUUCAUCCUUUUUUAACAGCAUCAACCGAGUCGAUUUGCUGUACUAG
Molecule: messenger RNA, 1947 nt
Organism: Plasmodium cynomolgi strain B
Lineage: Eukaryota; Apicomplexa; Aconoidasida; Haemosporida; Plasmodiidae
Product: formyl transferase domain containing protein
Exons: 1
Biological process (GO): conversion of methionyl-tRNA to N-formyl-methionyl-tRNA; biosynthetic process
Molecular function (GO): methionyl-tRNA formyltransferase activity
Source: RefSeq, a predicted model, not a curated record